Molecule: messenger RNA, 3691 nt
Organism: Triplophysa rosa
Lineage: Eukaryota; Metazoa; Chordata; Actinopteri; Cypriniformes; Nemacheilidae
Gene: spry4
Product: sprouty homolog 4 (Drosophila)
Exons: 2
Coding region: 260-1186 (308 amino acids)
Biological process (GO): negative regulation of Ras protein signal transduction; multicellular organism development; negative regulation of fibroblast growth factor receptor signaling pathway
Cellular component (GO): cytosol; membrane
Source: RefSeq, a predicted model, not a curated record
UCCCAUUCAUAAAAAGCCAUUUCCCUCAUGUAGUUUCAACAUCGUAUGGAGAAGACUGUGUCCUUACUAGAGUGCACAUCGCACGGAUAGUCGUUCGGAUUUUUUCCUCCGUGGUUUCAUUUGGAUCUAUCUUUUUUUACCGUUUGAUACUGGAAUAUACGCAGUGCCGUGUUCGUCUAAGAAGGAAAUGAUCUGUUUUCUACAGCAAGAGUGCUAAAUGCUGACCUGAGCUCUGGUAUAUGAGGAACACAACCUACAGAUGGAGUCAAGGGUUCCUCACCACAUUCCUGGAGUCUCCUCCUCCAUCAUGGUGCAGCCAUUGCUGGAUAGCCGCGUCCCCUACGGACGACUCCAGCACCCAUUAACUAUCUAUCCCAUUGCCCAAAUGAAAUCUUUGCAUUUGGAGAAUGACUACAUUGACACCCCUGCGGUGAUCUCGCAACAGCCACCGAGCCACAAGGCCACCACGAGGGGGCAGGAAGUCCUGCUGGGAGCCCCACACCAUCCUCAUCUGUCCCGCUGUGAAGUCCCAGAUGCCACUACACACCCCUGGAUUUCUUUUAGCGGUCGGCCCAGCUCCAUCAGCAGCAGCAGCAGCACCUCCUCUGACCAACGGCUGCUGGACCAUGCAGCUCCUACCCCUGUUGUGGAUCCGUAUACUGCCAGCAGAAGUCUAGGUGUGGAGCAACCCAAGGUGCUGAGCUCUCAGACCCAGAACAUGAAGGUGGUGGCGGCCUUGCCUGCGGAGAAGAAGCACGUGCUGUUGUGCGAGAAGUGCGGCAAAUGCCGUUGCACGGAGUGCACGUUGCCCCGGGCCUUGCCCUCUUGUUGGGUUUGCAACCAGGAGUGCCUGUGCUCAGCGAAGAAUCUAGUGGACUCCGUCACUUGCAUGUGUCUGGUCAAGGCUGUUUUCUACCACUGUACUGAGGAUGAGGACGAGGAGGGGUCCUGUGCUGACAAACCGUGCUCCUGCUCACACUCGAACUGUUGCGCCCGCUGGUCGUUCAUGACAGCCGUCUCAUUGGUGCUGCCCUGCCUGAUGUGUUAUUUGCCCGCCACCGGUUGCGCCAAGCUCUCGCAGAAGUGUUACGACGGUCUCAGGCGCCCGGGGUGCCGCUGCAAAAGCAGCCAGGGCUGCAAGGUGGCGGAGGUCAAGGCCUGUCCAGUGGAAAAACAGGCAUCCUGAUGGCAUGUCAGAAAUGGAGAGUACAGCAGAGACUUUGAGCAAGGUUUGCAGGACCCUCUCCAAUCCCAAAAUCUUGGUACUUAUGGUUCACGCAUGGUCCUCACGCAUAAAGUAUUCUGCCAUGGCGAGGUUUGACUGAACAAGGGGCACGAAUCUUUACUUGCUUAUAAAGGAGAGGCCUGCAAUUUCUUCUCCCGGGGUUCUCAAGAUGGCCAUAGGAUCAAAGCGUUCUGCCAUUUCAGCCCCAACUAAAACAACUCAAACACAGAAUGACGCAUCUGAGCAAAAUGUCUGUUCGAAAGAGUCCGAUCUCUUUUCUGACGUUUAUUUUCUCUUUGGGUGUCUCUAAAAAGUCAAAGUAAAUAUCACCCAUUCAAGAACACUCUAUAUUUUGGCAAACCCUCUCCGGAUCUGGCGCUGAGAAGAGGUUGCAGUGAAUUCCAAGCUGAUAACACAUGUCACAAUCAAACUAACCAGACUUCAUCUCUGUGCACAGUCCAUUACAAGCUUGUUAUAGAGCUUUAUUUUCUCUCUUGCGUGACAAAACAAAGGUUGUAUCGGCGAAGGAUGUCUUCUAUCUUCAGCGGGACACGUUGUUUGGGGUUUUUGAUGGUGAGUAGGCGGAACCAGGCCCUUUGAAUAACGACACGCCAUAACACACAUGAACUUCCAUCAUGAAUCUUCCAAAUGUUAGUGGUUCAAUUUGAUGUAGAAAAUGACCUCAGGGAUCAUCAGUUCAUCGGAAUUGCGUACAACAUGUGAACUCAGCUUGGAACUAAGUUUUCAAAAAAGGAAAGAAGUGACAGGCAAUGGCAUUUGGUUGAAAGACGUGAAAACACAGCAAUUCAGACACCCAGCAUUCAUAAGCUAUGAGGAGAACUGGGCGAAUAGUCGUGGGAAAAGGAAAAACGAUACAAACAAAAAACAUGCCAAUUGUAUCACCAUUAUAAUGAGGCAAAAGCACAGUAUUAUGUACAGUAGCAUGUACAAAGUGUUUCACUGUAGUUGCAAAAAUUCCUCUAGUUUAAUAUGCCACCAAAUGUAACGCGCCCUAGUAUGCGAUUGCUUUCUCCACAUAUAUUUUUGUUAUAUGUAUAGUUUAGAGAUCUUGCCAAAGGAGUGCACCAUAGAGAUUUAGUUGACCAUUAUCAUAAUAGUUUGUUUUCAAGUGGGCAUGCGUUGUUGUACUCUAGUCAAUUUGUGCGACAGUAAGCUCUUAAAGGUACGGUGCUCUGCUUCCUGGGACUCCUUGAGUCUUGGAACAUGAGGGAAUAUUGUCUGCCUGCUCAACACAAACCCACGGUUCGCGCAUUUAUACCGAACUAACGCCUCGCUCACGUAGUCCCAUGUACUCAAACGUUCGUACGUGUUGCACAAAUCCGAGAAGCAGAAAUACACUACUGUUCUUAGUCUUGACUGUAUAAGGCUAGGGUUUAAGUCUUUGCAAUCUAACCCGUGGAUAGGUGCCAGAGUAAUUGCGGACGGGGAGGGGGGAUCGCAUAGCUGCAUAUAGGGAAGAGUUGCAAAUAGAUAUCUUAGAUUUCGACCUAUGCAGGUUCUUGUAAAUAGUCUGGAGAAACUAGCUAUCUUAAAAUUUUAUGUUUCAAAUGUCUUGAGGAAUUGCAUGGUACAAUUUAAUUACAAUUCAGUACAAAAGUAUAUAAAUUAAUUAUUCUAUUUUUGGGAGGGCUGGGUGCGGGUGGGGUACGUGGAUGUGCCGUAGAAGGUAAGGAGUCUAGGUAUUUCAAUUACAAGCACUUGAUUUAGAAAAGUGUGCCAGGCAAUAAAAAUACCUCUGUUAAUGCUAGCCACGCCUCGCUAGCAUGAGAGAGACAAGGCCAAUUUCUUGUCGCCCCUGAAAAUGUAGAUUGAAACGAAUUUGCUGAACGAUUGCCAUUUUAUCACGCUAACACAGUAACACCUUUUCACCCAAAUGUGGCCAAGCAUUUUUUUUGUGUGAGUGAGUCUGUGCAUGUUAUUUCCUCCUAAAAUGGUGUGACAUCUUCCGUGAUUGACACGUACAGCUGCUGUGUGAACCUGUUUGGUAGGAACAAGGAAUCCCUCUCAAGUAACAUUCCAUUCCAUCUUAUUUGGUGUUUGCUUUUUUGCUCUGCCUUCUCUUAUAUCAUUCAUCACCCACAAUCUACAAACUUUAUGGUCGUUUGCGUAAUAAUCUGGUCAGCACAGAACUGAAAGAUCUUCCUUCUCACAAUUGUUGACUAAAGCUAUCUGUUGGCCACUAGAAACACCCAUCAGUUUUAAUCGCCUUCCAAACUGGGCUUGUGCUCUCUGAGUUUCUUUGGCUUCAUUUUUAAUGUUGAGGAUAAGAGCAAUGUGCUUUUGUUUUGUUUAAAAAAGCAGAAAGAGAAAAAAAUCUCUCACAUAUGAAAAUGUCCCUUUAUAGAUAUAUUUAUUUUGAAGUUCUAUUUUAUAUAGUAUUUAUUUAGAUGCCUACUUUUGUUUGUGAAUAAAAGCUUAUGUCAAAACGGAAUGUACAUUGAAAUC